GGUGAAAGGUUGAGAAUUAAUUCGAUCGGUUGAAAUUAUUCGGAGGUGGGAGAAGACAGUUGUUGGUUUAUAUUGAAUAUCGGAUAUUCAACGAAUGGCCUUCGGUAUUUUUCCUCGUUUGUAUUAUCUGCGAUAUUUGUCAUUCUACGGUCGCACGUCCGUUGAGACUUGUGGAACCGCAUCUGUGCAAUUUGUGAGGAUUUUUGUGACAUUUCGGGGAUUACUGGGUGUAUUUGAUCUAGUUAUUUCGAAGGGUGAGGAAUGUACAAGUUCCCUGAGGACCUGGAACUUGAGGAACUGCCGAGCAAUAUUUAUCAGGAACUCCUCGAUGAACUGGAUGUUGAUAAUAAUUGGAUUAAUUUGGGAGAAUACGUUGCGCAGCAGCUGGAACUUGGGUCUCGAUGGGUGAGGUCUCUCGAGGGCAGGGGAAUUAUCAGGGGAAGGGUAUCCCCAGCUGAUAAUUUAUUGUGCCAAUUGAGCAUUAGAAUGUGCACCGUGGGAAAUCUGGGGGAGUUGCUCGAGGACUGCGGUCUUUUCAGGGCACUAUCAAUUUUGAGAGAAACAGAAUCAUUGGUGAUAACGAGACACCCAAAUUUCCCCUGCCAGCAAGUGAAGGUGUCCCUGGGGAGAAAAAUUCAGUUAAUUUGCGAGGCGACAGGCCUUCCACCUCCCUCUUAUGCCUGGUACCAUGGGGAUUCCAUCCUGAAUAACGCAGGUGCCAAAGAAUUGAACCUAGAAAUAACUAGAGAAGACCAGGAGGGCGAGUACAAGUGUUUGGUCUCUCAGGUUGACAUCGAGGGGAGAAUCCUAGAGGAACUCAUAUCAGAAUCAGUUUACGUCACUGUCAAUCCAACUCCAAUUGUCAUCGAGCGUCAACCACUGCGAUUCGUUGAAAUUAGAAAGGGGAAAUCCCUGGUUUUAUCCUGCAAAGUCAAGAGCCACCCAGAGCCCAUUUACCAGUGGUUCAGGGAUAACACCAAAUUGGAGAUGCAGACGUCUAAUGUCCUAGAAAUAGAAAAUUUUAACGCUAAUGACGAGGGAAAAUAUUACUGCUACAUGAAAAAUCCAGUCAGUGAAGUCUGCACGGAGAGAUGCAAUGUUAUUAUGGAGUUACCCAGGGAGAAGGCAACGGCAAAAAUAGCAUUAUUAAUUGCCAACGAGGAUUACGACCACCACGAGAGGCUCAAGACCCCCAAGAAUGACGUUGCCAAACUCGCCAAGUUGCUGCAAGAGAUUGGAUUCAAAGUUAUUUGCUUUGCUAAUUUGGAUAUUCAACAGAUGAAAAAUGCUAUGGCUAUUUUUGCUGCAGCUCUGUCCGAAGGAGCUUAUGGGCUCUUUUAUUUCGCUGGUCAUGGCUUCAAGAUGCAAGAGAGCUACGUGUUGUCAGUAGAUGCACCCAAAUCAUUUCUUAGAAGCGAUGCUAUUUGUGAGAGUGAGAUAUUGUCGAUAAUUAUGCCAAAAGAUCCUGCACUUCUUGCUGUUAUCCUUGAUACAUGUCAGACAGUUCCUCCAAGGGAAUUAAAUCCAGAUAUUCACAGGGAAAUACCGAAAGUAAAUGAGUACAGGAGCAGGAAGAACCUGAGGAAUUUAAUUCAGGCUUACUCAACGUCCAGCCAUCGACCUAGUUACGAAAGAUCAAGUAAUGAGAAUGGACUGUAUGUCACUCAUCUCAGUAAAUUCAUGGCAAAGGAUAUCCCUGUGCAGAAGGUCUUCGAGGAAGUCGGCAGAUCCAUCGACACCUGGUUCAAGGGCAAAGAACGAAAUCAAAUUCCAAUGUUUGCGUUGACCGUCACUAAACCUUUCAGACUGACCGAUGGAAUUUAUGCGAAAAAUACGUCAGAACCCUCGGAGUUGGAGCAAUUACUCUCGUUUCCCUCGAAAAAAAUUGAAAUUUUGUUUCAACAGAGUGGAAUCAACUGCCAGGUGCAAAUAUCUCCAUACCUCAAGCCCUUCUGUAAUUUUGUAAAGCUAUCGUUUCAUGCAGUCGAUGGGUUAUCAGUGAAUCUCUACAACUUAGUGCCUAUAGAGCCUAAUAAUCUGUUCCGAUCGAAAAACAACGAAUUCUGGAUUCACAAUCCCCAGAGAAGCAAAGGACCUCUCGCAAUAUUCAUCGAACGAGAUGGAAAUCGAGUGGGAGCAUCAGCUCUCAAACUAAUGGAUUACGUACCUAAGAUUCUUCAGAGCUUAUGAAAAUCCAUGGAAACGCAUUUUGUACUUCAGACGAAUGAAAUGUAGAAAAAUAAAUUUUUCAAACAAAAAUGUAUUUUACAGUUCUUCAUAAAGAA
This is a messenger RNA of Fopius arisanus, 2285 nucleotides long. Its product is annotated as mucosa-associated lymphoid tissue lymphoma translocation protein 1. The record is from RefSeq and is a predicted model, not a curated record. NCBI's taxonomy places the organism in Eukaryota, Metazoa, Arthropoda, Insecta, Hymenoptera, Braconidae. The transcript is spliced from 10 exons. Gene Ontology annotation, molecular function: cysteine-type endopeptidase activity. The coding region runs from base 262 to 2190 and encodes 642 amino acids. Gene Ontology annotation, biological process: proteolysis.